CAACACUAAAAGCAGCAGCAGCAGCAGGGCAGAAUGACUCAGGUGGAAGUCCAGACACCAGCUGCAAGAUGCAGGCACAGCCACAGAGAUAAUGCUUUACUCUGGAGGGAAAGCAAAAAUGCUGCUCAGUUUGCUAAGGGAGUGGAGAAGUGUCAUCCAGCGUCAGGAGUGCAACGCAGUGAUUUGGAGGAGGAAAACCAAGAAGAGGAACAAGAGUCCGCCUCCUGUCUCACUGAUGCUGUGCAGGUUGGUGGCCCCGCUGAACACAAACACCUGGCCGCACCUGACGGGGGCUGGGGCUGGGUUGUGCUCGUAGCCACCGUGUUGGUUCUGUCUCUAACGCUGGCAUUCCCUUCAUGCAUCGGCAUCUUCUACAGAGACCUUCAAACUGAGUUCAAAACCAGCAACACGGAGACCUCCUGGGUGCCGGCAAUCAUGACCGCCAUGCUGCAUGCUGGAGGUCCUUUAUGCAGCAUGUUAGUGGAGCGUUUUGGUUGCCGGGUAACAGUGAUGGUUGGCGGGCUCUUAAGUGGACUGGGCAUGGCGGUCUCUGCCCUGGCCAGGACCAUCACUGAAAUUUACAUCACUAGCGGCAUCACAGGACUGGGAUUCUGCCUUUCUUUCCAGCCAUCAGUGACGAUCAUGGGCCACUACUUUGUGCGACGUCGGGUCUUUGCUAAUGCCUUGUCGUCCACCGGCACGGCUGUAGGCCUGACCACUUUACCCCUGAUUGCCAAUGUCCUGCUCGGUCAGUUUGGCUGGCGCGGCAGCUUCCUGAUUCUGGGCGGUGUGCUGCUAAACUGCUGUGUAUGUGGGGCAGUGAUGAGGCCCAUUGCAUCAGGACCAAACAAACCCAGAUGCUCUCAGGUUUUGGAUAAAACAAACGACCUCUCUCUGCAGCAGGAGACAAAGGGGGUCAAAAGCAAUGUAAAGACUGUGCUUCAGGGCUUUAUAGCAUUCCUACACAGACAUAUGGCCUUUGACCUGCUCGUGAUUAAUCCUCGCUACCGCGCUUAUGCUGUGGGAGUGACCUGGAUGACACUGGGGUGUGUAGUGCCUCUGGUCUAUCUGGUGCCUUAUGCUACUCACCACAACAUGGAAAUAGACCGUGCGGCCUUCCUGAUGUCAGUCCUGGGCCUGGUGAACAUUGCAGUGCGACCGACGGCUGCCCUAGUCUUGGGCCUGCCACGCUUCAGAGACAGCAGCAGCUUCGUGUACGUGUUUGCCGGUGCUGUGCUCGUGAACGGGCUGAGUAACUGCAUCUGUGGAGCGUCGGCCUCCUUCGAAGUUCUCCUGGUGUACGUGGUGAUCUUUGGACUGUCCAUGAGCGUGGGUGGCUCGCUGCUCUAUACUGUGCUGAUGGACAUUGUGGAGAUGAACCGCUUCCCCUCAGCCCUUGGACUUCUCUGCAUGCUGCAAAGUGGAACAAUGCUCAUUGGGCCACCUCUAGCAGGUAUGUUGGUGGACCACACAGGCCAGUAUUCGUAUGUCUUCUACGCGUGCAGUGUGUGUGUAUUCUCUGCCAGCCUCUUUCUCCUGGGGUUCUUCUACUUCCUGGACAGCAAAAACGAUGAGGAGAAGAAAAAGAGCAUGAAGACGCCAUCAGCUAUCUAUCAGAAGCCUGUUGUAAUCCUGGCCCCUGACUGCCAGUAUGUCGCCUCAAAAGGAGGAACAUCAGAAAACGCAGUGUAUGUUACCAGUGUGUGAUUGAAGAACACACAUUUGCAUAGAAGAGAAACUGUUUACAGCUUUAAAACAGUGCAUUGAUAAACUCUUGGGUCUGAAAUUUUUAAUCUUUAAGUUUGAUUUUCUAUAAAGUCACACUAUGUUUCCUCCCACUGCUCCUUUGUCAAACUGCAGCCAGUAACAGUAUGACAUUUUCUUUUUCUGUUACUGCACUGUAUUACGAAGCCCUUUAUUUUCUCAUGAAGUUAUUUAAGUUUAUUUAAAAUUAAUGUUGGUUGGAAUUUGUAUUCACUGUUUUAAAGAGGAAUAAUUGCUUAGGAUUUUUAGAUUAUUUUAUGCUAAAGUUUUUUUAAUGGUAAAAUAUUAAGUAGACCGUUGUAAUAAAUUACUAAUGUUUACAACUUUUACAGAUUAUUUUGGUAUUAAUAUUCAACACUGUAAAUGUAUUAUUUUGCAUACAUUUACCUUUUCACUGUGUGACAGAUUACAAACUCAGUGCCACUCCACAUGAUCAAGUUUGAUGUUUAUGUAAAACCGUGGCUUGUUUUGAACAAAGUUAUUUUUGGCCCUAUACUCAAUUUUUGGUUUAAUAAAAACUGUCAUGAAAUUAUUUUAAUAAGGGGUGUUCUUUUCCCUGUAAAUUAACAGGAAAAACAUCCUAUAUCCUGGUGCAUAGGUGGCAUUGCAGGCUCAAUUUCAAAAUUAUGUAAAUAUUUUCCAAUCAUCCAGUUGUAUAUGUCAUAUCUGUUGAUGCUACACAUGACAGGCUUUUUUAAGGCUAAAAGGGAAUUCGCAAAAUUAUACAGAUUAUUUUCAAGUAGGACUGCAACUGCGUGUUAGCUAUUUAAAGAAUUAUGUUUUUUUUUAAAUAAAAAAAUGUUUGUAUUAACAUCCUUUAAAUCAGUUUGAUUUAAUGGAGGUGUGAUGUGCUGUGCGUGGUAAAACAAAAACUAGAUGAUAAAACAGAAUUAUAACUAAUAUUCAAGCAGGAUUAUACACUUUAUUUUAUGAAAUAAACGUAAAACAUGGCUGUUACUGGAUUCUUUUAAAAACCGUUGCUGUACUAUGGGGUAUUUCUGUUAUCUUCUCCUUUCUCCUUACCUUGUAGAUUUGGGACAAACGAUUCUGAUUUGAUAUUUUGGAUUGUGCUGUGUGUUGUUUAUCCCUGGAGCAUUUUUUGUCCCCUUCUUAGACACCUGAUAAAGAUGUUUUAAUGAAUAAAUUGAUUUUAGUUGUAGCUUGUGCCAGCUUUUUUCUCCUCCAGUUGGUUUACGUUUGUUAGUAUCUCCUUGUUUGUUGCUUUUUGAGUGCAGAGCAGACAGUGAUGUAUCCAGAACAUUUUUUCUGGGGUGGCCAAGAUGGGGCACAGAGCCUUUAUGAAGGCACAUGAUCAAAAUGUGUAAAUUUCACAUUUCUUUGCUUCAGCAUCUACACAUACAGUAGGCUAUAUGUAAUAAUUGAAUUCUAAAAC
Messenger RNA from Micropterus salmoides (largemouth bass), 3157 nucleotides. RefSeq names its product solute carrier family 16 member 5b (gene slc16a5b). Gene Ontology annotation, molecular function: monocarboxylic acid transmembrane transporter activity. Lineage: Eukaryota; Metazoa; Chordata; Actinopteri; Centrarchiformes; Centrarchidae. The record is from RefSeq and is a predicted model, not a curated record. Gene Ontology annotation, biological process: transmembrane transport; monocarboxylic acid transport. The transcript has 4 exons. Bases 34 to 1707 code for a protein of 557 amino acids.